Molecule: messenger RNA, 7844 nt
Organism: Frankliniella occidentalis (western flower thrips)
Lineage: Eukaryota; Metazoa; Arthropoda; Insecta; Thysanoptera; Thripidae
Gene: LRR
Product: F-actin-uncapping protein LRRC16A
Exons: 34
Coding region: 192-4400 (1402 amino acids)
Biological process (GO): cell migration; regulation of Arp2/3 complex-mediated actin nucleation
Cellular component (GO): lamellipodium; plasma membrane
Molecular function (GO): protein binding
Source: RefSeq, a predicted model, not a curated record
GGACCAGCCUUGAAGAGCGAAAAAGACGGACGAUUUGUACUGAAAAUGGAUAUGGCUGCCGUGCACUCCUGUGAAGACGACCACACGAAUUAAUUUAUUUUAGUGUUUAUUUUCUGAAAAAUAUGUGAUAUUUUCAAGAUCAGCAAGUGUAUGGAAAGUUCACAUAUGCCAUUUAACUGUAGGAGUGUAAGAUGUCCACGAGAUCACAGCUAACGAAGGAUCUUAACGAAAGUGUGAAGGCUCUCUUAGGGAAACAUGUCAAAAUAUUGCUCAAGAAUGUUGUUAAAAUGGAGACCAAGGGAGACAAGACAGAAAACCGUGUCUUGGUCUUCUCUCCUUGUCGCCUCUUUCUUCUCACAGCCAAAGUCCCUACAAGGAUUGACUUCCACUUCCAUUACUUGGAAAUUCAAGCGGUUAGCAGUGUGAAGAAUAACCAGUUAUGUUUGACUGUACAUGACAAGGGAUACUCAUUUCUAACAUCUGAAGAACAAGGAACCCAGGAAGUUGAUGCAAUGAUUGCUGCCCUGGCUACUGCUAUGCGAAAUAUUUUCCCAACUGUGCCAAUUCAGCACAUAAUUCGAAAGAUUGAAGUACAACCUCCUAAACGAAUUGCCCACCUUCAGGAUGGAGAAAUUAUACGUGGAGCUGAAGUAAGGGGAAUGGGUCCAUGUGGAGGUUUCAGCACCCAGUACGCGUGCAUGUGUGAUUUUCAUGGGAUGCCCUAUCGUGAUGAAGUUGCCUGGGAUGUUGACACUAUAUAUCUCUCUCAUGAUACAAGGGAGUUGUCAUUAAAAGAUUUCGAUCACCUUGAUUCUAAGGAUUUGGUACCUAUUAUUAGUGCUUUGGAAUACAAUACUUGGUUCACCAAAGUCCGAGGAAGUAAUAUAUGCCUCACCCGAGAAGCUAUUGACCGAAUACUACAUGUUGUCAAAAAUUCUCUUAGUAUUGAAGAACUUUAUCUUGACUCUAUUGGUUUAAAAGCUGAUUUUGCUCAUAAACUGUCCAUGGCAUUGAUAUCAAACACAAACACUGCUCUUCAUACACUUGACCUUUCUAAUAAUAUGAUUGAAGACAAAGGUAUCAACAGUUUAUGCGGACUCGUAGCCAAACUAGCACCAGGUGCAUCUCAUUUAAGUGGUCCUCUGGCUAAAGUUCCCAAAGGUCUUGUCCAUUUAAAUCUUUCGAGCUGUGGACUUACAUCAAAGGGUAUUAACCAGCUUGCAAAUGCUUUAGCAGUGAACAAAUUCAUGCCCAACACUCUGACUUACCUAAAUCUGUCGAAUAACAGCUUAAAGGAAGACGUCACUAGUCUAUGCAAUUUUUUGGCUCAGCCAAAUGUUAUUAAGCACCUAGAUAUUUCAAAAACCGAAGUUACCCUUGAAGCAAUUUUUGGUGCACUUUUGAGAGGGUGUUCUACAAAUCUUGUUCACUUGAAUGUCUCCCACAACUUGUUUUCAACUAAGAAGCACAAGGAAGUACCACUCUCCUUUAAACAGUUCUUUACUAGUACUCUAAUGUUAAAGUAUCUUAACAUGAGUUAUUGUAAACUCCCUCUGGAAGCUUUGAAGAACCUGCUUUUGGGAUUGGCUUGCAAUGAGACAACAUCUGAUAUGGAGCUAGACAUGAGUUGUAAUAAUUUAGGAACUCAAGGAGCCCAUGUCUUUGAAUCUUGUAUUCAUGGUGUUCGGUGUAUUGGUAGUCUGGAUAUUAGUGACAACAAUAUGGAUGUUGACUUAGCUGGGGUGGUAACAGCAAUCAGCAAAAACAAGUCCAUCAAGCAUCUCAACAUUGGUCGCAAUAUGGCAAAUAUGAAAGCAAAGCAUAUUGUGACAGUAAUGGAAGCAGUUGUGCAAAUGCUGCAAGAAGAAGACUGUGUUCUUCAGACACUAAAUAUUUCUGAUUCAAAGCUGAAAUCAGAUCUUUUUAAUUUAAUUAAUGCUCUGGGCAGUAAUCAAUGUCUGCAAUCAAUUGAUAUAAGUGGAAAUAUGAUGGGUGAUGGAGGUGCCCGCCUACUGGCAAAAGCUCUACAAAUCAACUGUCGGUUGCGGAGCAUUCAAUAUGAUCGUAACAAUAUUACUCUUCCUGGCUAUUGUGACUUAGCCUAUGCCUUAGAAAGUAACUACACAGUCAGGUACAUGCCAGUACCUUUGAUGGAUUUGUUGCCUUGCAUGAAAGUCUCUGCAGAACGGACUGAUGCUGUUAUGAAACGAAUUCAAGACAUUGUUCACAGAAAUGUAUCUCCUAAAAAGUACAGCAAUGGGCAAGCAUUUAGACUGCAACAGGGUUUCUUGUUAAGUUCAACUCAACAGAUGGUCGAUCGAUUAGUUGUGCAGACCCAAGAAACCAUCAAAGUUCUUGCUCAAAGUGAGGAUUCUGCUCUUAACAACAAUCAUAUUAACCAUGCCACUGGACUUAUCCAAGAUGCUGAUAAUUCUAAACAGUUGUUGCCUCGUUUACAAGAGGUUGUUCAGAGGCGACAUGACAUCAACAAUCCUAUUGACAAGAAGUUGCGCAGUAUUUCAGAGGAUUUACAUACUACUAUAGUUGACCAUCUGCAGGGUACCCUCGAAGCUAUGAUGCGAUGUGCCAAUGAACAGUGUCCCACAGUUCUAGAUGAAGACAGAGUUCAGACUGAAAUUCGGAAAACAUGCAGGGAAAAAAAUCAACUUGCUUCAGAUUUUGUGCAGACCUGUGUAAUGGAACAAGCUGGAACUGAUAUUAUAAACAGGGUCAACGAGUUAAAUUUGGCAGCCGCUGCUCACAUGUCAGAUCGAAUAACUGAUGAAGUGAUUGAAUCUUUAUCACGGUGCUACAAGAACUUGGCUGGAGAUAAUGGAGGCAGGAAGCGUGCUUCAACUCCAGAUGUUCUCAGAACUCGGUGCCAUGUGAGCUCUGAUUCCUCUCGACAAGACCUUGCAGAGGUUUUCCUGGAUUCUCUCUCACCGUCUCUGGAUGAGUCACCUCUGAAGUUGGAAUAUUUGAAUCUUGCCACACCACACCUGAUGAACAAACGCAAGAGUCUUCAUGGCCGCAAGCUGCGCCCCAAGUCUGUAGUUGACAGUGUUGAUGGGCUAUCAGCAGACCACAUCCCAGAUCUUCUUCCAUCGCUUAAAAGUUCUGAAGCUUCUUCCUAUGCUACAGAGUCCUCAGACUCAGUUUCUGAGCUCCCUAAAUCAGUCGGUCAACAACUACAGCACCUCGUGAAAGGGCGACCACGCCGAGCCAAAACUAGGGCUCCUACAAGGCCCAUGUUAAGACCAGCUGAUUCAACUGAUACUUCUGACCUUGGUGAAGGACUUGAUACAUUCUUCCGACCGGGUUCAGUUACCCCUACCACACCCCUUGUAUCACCUACAUCUGAUGAUAGCAGCUCAACAUUCCCCAUUGAAAGUGAACCCGAGUCCAUUGACAGUGACAGAGAGCGUAGAAAUGGAGGUUUAAGUGUUUUAAAGGACAAGUCUAUCAAAAGCUCGCCAUUAAUGAAAGGAAAGACUAGUUUACUGGAUACAGUAUCUCGAUCACCUGACCUUCUAGAUAAGAACUCGCCCUUAGCAGGAAGACGACCACCUACUGCUGAAUCUCCUCUAGUGAAGAGAGGUCAAGAUUCAUCAGGAAAUGAUCCUUCCAAAACAGAUGUUCUAAAGACUUCAAAGCCUUUGGUUGUUGAUGUGAAAUCCCGACUAAAACCUGAUGAAACUGUGGCGGAUAAGCCAGCCUCUCCUACUGCUGUGCCUUCUGUGAGGUUACGUUCUACUGGCUUGGCAGACUCAUUGCGUUCACCUACCAAUGGCUUUCCGAAAACUGGUGCGGGUGUUGGGUCGAUUUCCAUUGAAACAGCACCUAAGUCUCCAAUUCUUAAAUCUAUAUCCAAAGAUGGAAAAAAUGAUUCUGGAUCUAAAGUUAAGGCCCCACCACCAAUUGCUCCAAAACCAAGACCUUGGUCUAUGGGAGGUGAUAGAAAAUCAGGUGAAUUUUCUGCUCCAAGUGAUGGAUCUAGUCCAAACACAUCGGCUGCAAAUACUCCAGAUUCAGGAGAUGCCCUUGAUGAGUCAACUGACUCAGGACUCAGCUCAGCAGGUACUAGUGGUGCUGCAUCAAGUCUUGAAAAGAAAUCUGUCCGAGAACUUGCUGCCUCUCUGAAUAAGGUAGAACCUGAUGCAAAAAGGAAGACAGAAUCAGAUGUAGCAAAUGUGCUUGGAGUUGAGGUUGGCAGUUGUAGUGGAGGAAGCAGUCCGCAGCCAUUUCAGAGAUCACUUUUGCGGAGGAGUCUGGGUAGACUGCCUCCAGUUCAUUCUGAGGGGAGCUCAGCUGAAAGCGUUCUGUCAAGCUGGAAAAAUCGUGCCAAACUUCGGACUGCAUUUGAGACUGAGCCUGGUGUGGAUGAUGUGGUUGAUGUUUAGCCAUUGGCAGCAAAGUCUACGUUAAUCUCAUUCUGUUAUUGCUCUUUAGCAAGUUGUUAAACAUAAAUUUUAUUCGUAAAAUUAAAAAAAAAAAGAAAAAAAAAGAAUGCCAUUAUGCCAUUGCUGUUGACUUUUGAGGAUUUUGACUUGUAACUUGUAGGGAAUGUGUGUGCGUGUGUGUGUGUGUGAUAGAGGGUGUGUGUGUGUGCGUGUGUGUGCUGAUGAGCGUAUGUCCAUAUGCCUGUGUAUGUGUGGUUCUGUGAAAGUCCUGAGAAGGAUAUAUAGAUGUAAUUGAUUGUAUGUACAAGGACUAGUCUGGGGCUGUGUGUUGUCAGCGUAGCAGAUUUUAUUGGCUGUCUUACGCUCUGUGAAUAUUUGCCUCGGCAGUGAUAGAUGAUACUUUAUAUCCAUGUAACUAUGCUUUUUUUUAUCAUUCAUUGUUGCAGUAUUCUUAUAUGUUUUCAUUGCUGUUUCUGUUUCUGCAUUUUUGCCUUCAGGUUCACUCCGGUCAUUUAAUUUUAGUCCCAGUUACCAUAAUCACCUAUCCAUUCCAUACAGUUCUCAAUCAAUAGAAGUUUGAAUCUUACAUAAUUUUCAUAAAACAACUUUACAGUGAAAAUUACUUUACUCUAUUACUUACUUGUAGAGAAGAAAAUAAUGACAACCUAUACUCCCAGUUUGGUGUGAUUAAGAAAAUGCACACCUGUUACUGUAAUUAAUUCUGUAGUCUUAUGGUGCUCAACUCCUAUUUCUUGCAAAUGUCAUUCCCAUCUACUUAGACGUUGUUAUUGGCUUAAAUAUUUGGAGAUCAUUUGAAAUUUCUUAUUUCGUACUCAUACAAUCAUUAUGCAUCUAUUUAAAGUUUAUCCUAGAAGUUGUUUAAUAUUUGUUCUUCAAACAAAAAUCAAACUUCUGUCUUCAAAUGUUCUCAUUAUUUGGAUUCUUUAUGAUACUUAAAAGAUAUAAUUAUAUUUAGUUUAUAAAAUGGUAAUUUGCACAAAAAACUUAAGAGGAACUCCAUGAUUACAAUCAAUUAUCACCAAAAAUCACUGCCAUCAAGCAUAACAGUCAGUUAUAUCUUCAGAUUGUGUUAGUCUUUCGUAAAAAGUUAAUUCUGUAUUGUAAAUCAUGAGAUACAUACUGUAUUUACUAGAAAUUUUAAAAUUAUGGCAUGUGACCUUGUAAGUUUGUAUUUAGUGAGAUUUCAGUCGUGACUUGGCAUUUAGCCUGUGAUGAUUGGUUGCUCAUUGUCACUACCACUAUGUUGAGAAUUGAGUAAAUCAUGAUUAUCUGCUGUAAUAUUUAGAUAUUUUUAUUUAAUCAAAUUUAUAUCUGGAAUUUAUUGGAGAUUUUUGGAACUAGCAAUAAUGACACCAGAAGGUAUUGGUCUUCUUGAAGUAUGGAUCAAAAUUUUCAGAAAUGAUUGGAGAUAGUGUAUUAUUAAUAAUGGGACAAUCUCAAUUAUGAUCACCCUAGUAAAACGUAAAAGUUUCAAAUCACAUUAAUUCUCAAAGUAUUUCUGCACUUCUACCAUAUUAUAUAUAAAGAUAUAAAGACCUCACUAAUUCAUUUACAAUAUUGAGUAGUCAUUCAACCCUUUUGUGAUGAUACUGGUGUUGUAUUCCUGAUUGCCCAAGCUCCUUCGUCAUUUUGUUCUUGUGAAGCGACUUUAGGAAGACUUGCAAGCUUCAAGUUUUGGCUCACUGUAGACCCUCUUUUCUGGUUCUGUGAAAAGCAUGUUUCUUCACAUUGCACUGAUUUCUGUGUGAUUUGUUUCAAUUGAGGGGUAGUUGUAGUUCCCAUUUCUUUCCAAGGAAUGUUGAAGUACUCAUUCAUGCCCACAUUCUCUAAGACUGGUUUCCCAUUAAGUCAUGGGUUUUGUUUGUUAAGUGAAAUUUGCUGUGUAUCGGAGAUUGCUAAUAUCUCAUUAGCGAAGCCAGAUUGGAAAUUAUUGUGCCAAAGAAUUAGAUAAUGUGGCCAAUACAUAACUGAUUACUAUUCAGUCUUUAUAAUUUAUCAACCUUAAAUGAACAUUGCAGUAGCUUGUAGGUUGAUCAGUAUAUGUAUGUAAUAUUUUGGAAAAGAUGAAGAUGAGUACUUAACAUGAGAGUCAAUACCGUUCAUUUAGUGGAUUAUCUGGGAUGCUUUUAAGAGUUGUUGGUUGCCAAAGCUUUCUGUUAACCAUAUUCCUAUGUCUGCGGAAUCUAGUCCGCUUUUCCUGCAGUCCAUUCCACAUUAUUAAGAUUUCUUUCUCUAUGAAUAAUUUUUUAUCUAUCUUCUCUUUUAAACUGUAUAUUUUACUUGUGGACUGUGAUUACCUACCAUUUCCAUUACUUCUGUUCAACAAAUAUUACUGUUAGCCAUCUUACCUUUUACAACUACCAUUGCCAUUGUAUGAUAAGGUACUGCUAUUGUGUUUAUAAAGUUGGGCUCAAACACUUCUAAAUUAAUGUAGCUCUCACUCAAUAUAUAGGCCUAGUACAGUACUUUGUUAUUGUAUACCUCUGUGAUUUCUAGUUGAAAGUAUAGCGCUUGUAAGAGUACAAGGAGAGCAGUCUGUAGGAACUAUUUUACUCCAUUGAUAACUGAUAUGUCAGUAGAUAAAACUUUUUCCUACUUCAGCAAGGACUUAAGUUGCAUAAUUUGUACCUACAUGUUUCCAACUUUGCGUUGCACAACUUAUGCCUUGUGACGUGUGUAGACUGGACUUAUGCUUCUUUUGCAUAAAUUCAUUGACUUUUUAUUCACCGGUGACCUUUCAGGUGUUUGUCUUUGUCACUUAAGAAAGCAUAAUCGUGAACCAUUACCUAUUUGUAGUUUGCCAUUUAAAUUAAGUUUCUUUUAAGGUGUUUAUUUUGGUUAUUUUGGAUUGAAAGUGAAGUUAUUAUGUUUGGUUUGCAAUGGCUUAUACUGUGUGCCAAAUAAUGUCAUUUCUUCAUGCUUGCCAUCACAGUAACUUGUACACCCAUGAAUAGACUUGAUUCUGCUAAACCAAGUUUCUCAUGUAACACAAGUUCCUGCAAUACUAAAACUUCCAUAUUUUUUUAAUGACUUAUAGGCAUUUUUGUUUGUUAUAUUGCUGUUCCUGUUGUUUCUAUUUCCCCCCUUUUUCUCAUUUGCAAAAGGUUUUUAUUUGCAAGAAAACUACGUAUGAACAGCUUGUCUGUUACUUCCUUUGUAGGCUACAUUGCGUUUUAUUUCUGAAGCUGUGCAGUGUCUUUCUGGACAGAAAAAAUCAUGUUUUGGAAAUAAUAAAUUGUAAGAGCAUACUUAAUUAUUGUGAAGCACUCCCUCUCCAUGAUCCCCAGAAAUCGUUGGUUGUUGAGGCCAGCUUUCUUCGUUGAACUUCCCCAAAGUGCGGCCACAACAGCGGCUUCUCGAGGUACAAAUGUCGUGGGUACGCUGUUAUUCUCUCGAGGAGUCUGCCACAGCGUCGAUGUAGCG